Paramormyrops kingsleyae is the source of this 5884-nucleotide messenger RNA. Its product is annotated as endoplasmic reticulum membrane adapter protein XK-like. Lineage: Eukaryota; Metazoa; Chordata; Actinopteri; Osteoglossiformes; Mormyridae. Gene Ontology annotation, cellular component: membrane. The record is from RefSeq and is a predicted model, not a curated record.
CUUAUAAGAAUGCACUUGCACGUAAACAGCACUGAAAACGAUCCCCAAUGAUCAAUGAAUAGUAAUUAAAUGUAAACGCAAAGGACUCUUCAAAUCCCUGCCCUCAAUCCCUGUGCUACAUUCUGCCUUUUCUUUCUUACAGCUCAGAUCUUAAUUAAACGGGUUGGACUGAGGUAUUGAUUGAUUCUGAGAAAAAAAAUCUUAUAUUAAUAUUUAUUUUUAAUUUCUACAUCAAAUUAAAAUAUACAAAUUAUAUUCAUUUGCUUUUCGAAUUACAGUAGUUGUCUGAAUUGACUAAUUUAAAUUGGAGCCUAAUUAGAAGUCAGGCCUAACUAAUUAAAAGCCUUGUUGCUCUUAUCUAAAACAGGAAAGUAUUCUAGAAACGGAAUGGAAUAUUAAAGCAUGCUUUGUUAUGAGGCAUGGUGCAGGCAGGAAAAGAAGGUGACGAUCCACUUAUGGCUCAGAGACAACAAGGGGGUUUAUUAAAGGACACACUUGGGUAGACUACAAAACAAAUAGACCACAUGGAGGCAGAACUAAACAGGGGGAAAUAAUUGACAGGACCAUACAGUACAUACACCAGCUAAAGGAACCAGGCAAGACUGGAACAGGACCAAGCAACAGGCAGAAUACAACACACAGUAAUUAACACAGAGAGUAUCGUCUCACAAUGACCAACUGAGGAGAAGAACACAGGCAGGUACACACACACAAACACACUGCGGCUAUAGCGAGUGUGACGUCAGCGGACAAAGACCGAUUGAGUGGACCUGCUGGCUGGACCAAAAACACAAGGAUGGACCACUUGGAAGUUUGUUACAUGCAGAAAGCAAUACCCUGUGUAAAUAGUUUUAAUGGGAUGGAUGUGUAAUCAGUGUAAAGUAAUUUGAUUUUAAAAAUUAAGUUGUGAUGUUAAUAUAACGUGCUUCAAAUUAAAUGUUUAAAAUGAACUUAUGCUGUUAUGUCAUGAAGUGUUACAUGAAUGUUUAAGUGAAACAAAUAAGCUAUGUUAACAUUCAUUGUUCUUAUUAACCGCUUAAAAAGAACUCAGUAAAUGUUUGUGAAAGAAAUAGCUUACUCUAACACCACAUUCAUUACUAAUGAGUUACAGUGUGUUUCACUUUAUAAUACUGUUCUUGUUCUUUAGUAACUCCUAUGGAAGAAGUCAGUAACGCCACAUUCAUUACUAAUGAAUUACAAUUAGUUUUAUUUAGGUCAUUAGUAAGACUUCAUUCCUUAUUUAAAAUGCAUACAUUAAUUUCUUAAUGUUUAGAAAAGAUCAACAAUAUGUGGUGGAGCACAUCAUGUGGCAAAACACGAGUCUCUGUUUGACCAUCCCUUCAGUUGGACUUCAAAGCACAGUUUGAAGAACACUGGCACACGGACUGAAGUGAGGUAAAUAAUUAAAAUGUAGGUACUGUAUACAUAUUUUAGUCAGUAAUAUUUUGUAGAAUAAGUUGUAUGUCAUACAAACAAGUAGGAAGAAACAAGCCUGUUAUUCCAAAAGGAAAAAAAAAUGGCAAAAACCAUUCAGAACAGUAGCCUGUAAGUUCCUGUUAGUCCAAAAAAAGCACUGUUCAUUUGAUGAGUAAUGAACUAGUAGUUAUUAGAAAUAAUCCAUAGUUAGUACAUAAUUCCCAAUGAGACCAGCAAUACUCAAUAGUUCCUAAUGAAGUAAUAGAGAACUACUAUAAUAAUUACCUAUUGAGUAAUUAAGCAUAACUCCUUAGUAGUUAAUAGUACCAAUUUAGGUUUUAAUGAAGCGCUACUCCUUUGUUGCUGCUUACUUCCUGCAUAUUUACCUGUUAACUACGGAACAGUAUUAUAAAGUGUUACCCACAGGGACACACAAGCUGUGGUACACGAAGGACGGGUUGCACGUCCACCACGUUCGGGCUGUAGAGGAAUCCAUACAAACGCGGGGAAAUCAGGCUGACUCUGUUCUCUCAUUUUGUACAAUUUGUCUUAAAAAAAGAGCAGGUAAAAUGAACAGCUGAUCGAUUUGCUUUGAAGAUACGCCUACCAAAUCUUUUAAAUCACCGUUGCCACGAAUCUAACUUGAAUAAAAGUAUGUUCAAUACAAUUAUGUUUUUAAUGUCGGAAUAAAAUAAAACUACAUAGCGUACUGGUGGACACUGGUUAUAGUCCUCAUAUCACUCAUCAGCAUUGCGCCAACUAGAGUCAGUGAGACAGCACAGCUUUUAGGCUGAAAACAGUCUGAUCCGCCGAGGACAUCUCCAUCGCCGGGCGCCUCCUCCAUCCCCGAGAAAUGGCAGUCAGCGUGAUGUGAAGAAAAGGAAGGGGGGAAACACAACAAAUGGAUGUGUGAGGAUGAGAUUACCCAGCUCGAUUUUUGUGUCCGUCUCUCUGUUCACCGCCGAGACUACGGCAGCUUUAUAUCUCAGCAGCACGUACCGAUUUGCGGGGGACCAGAUCUGGCAAGGGCUCACGCUUCUCUUCACACUCGUCCCGUCCGUGCUGGUACAGCUAACCCUCACCUUCAUCCACAGGGAUCUCAGCAAAGAUAAACCUCUUGUGCUGCUGCUCCACAUCCUGCAGCUCGGACCGAUUGUCAGGUGUCUGGAGGCUUUCUGCAUCUAUGGCAGCAUCGGGAAGAUCGAGGAGCCGUACGUGAGCAUCACCAGGAAAAAGCAGAUGCCCAGAAAUGGGCUAGCAGAGGAGGUGGAGAAGCAGGUGGGCCAGGCUGAGGGGAAGCUGGUGGCCCAUCGUGCCGCAUUCGCCCGGACCUCCGUCAUCCAGGCCUUCCUGGGCUCCGCCCCUCAGCUGACCUUGCAGCUCUACAUCUGUGUGCUGCAGCAGAGAGUGUCCAUCGGCAGAGGUACACUGAUGGUAAUCUCACUCCUGUCUAUAGUGUACGGCGCCUUACGCUGCAACAUCCUUGCCAUUAAAAUCAAGUACGACGACUACGAGGUGAACGUGAAACCUCUAGCCUACCUCUGUAUUUUCCUCUGGAGGAGUUUCGAGAUUGCGACCAGGGUGGUGGUCUUGGUCCUCUUCAGCUCUGUCCUUCAGAUCUGGAUCCUGCCUGUGGUCCUCAUCAACUUCUUUACCUUUUUCUCAUACCCUUGGAUCCUGUUCUGGAUGAGCAGGUCUCCUUUCCCCGAGAACAUUGAGAAGACGUUUACACGGGUGGGCACCACCAUGGUGCUGUGCCUGCUCACCUUCCUGUACGCCGGCAUUAACAUGUUCUGCUGGUCGGCAGUUCAGCUGAAGCUUAACGACCCAGACCUGAUCAACAAGUCCCAGAACUGGAACCGCAUGGCCGUUUACUACAUGCUGCGGUUCGUGGAGAACGCGACCCUCAUUCUUCUGUGGUAUGUCUUUCAGACUGACUUCUACAGGUUCAUCAGUGGUCCCCUGCUGGUCCUGCAGCUGCUUAUCGGCUAUGCCAUUGCCAUCUUCUUCAUGCUGGUCUUCUACCAGUUUUGCCACCCUUGCAAGAAACUUUUCUCCUCCAGCAUCACCCGUGGCCUCUGGGAAUGGUCCAGUGUUCUCUGCCUCUUGUGCAGGUCACGCUUAGAUGCAGGACAAUGUGAAAAGUCGGUUCUGGAGUCACCCAGAGCUAUAGACAAGGACACCUUGAACGAUGUAGCAGUUCCUGAGAGUGGAACCCCCGAUUAAAGCUUGUCACUUCACCCAUAAUCACUGCCAGUGGCUGAGCAACUUACUUAUGCUGGUCUUACGAUGUCAGUAUUGCAUUCAGCUCAUGGAAAUGGUCUGUGCACAAUAUGUGUGCGAAAAAGGUUACAUAUAGAGCAAUGUUUCCCAAUCCGCCCUUUGUGGACCCACAGCCGGUCCAUGUUUUUGCUUCCUCUGAGCUUCCUGCCAGGCAGGGAGCAAAAACGUGGACUGGCUGUGAGUCCACGAGGACCGGAUUGGGGGAAACACUGGUAUAGAGAUUGCACAUCCCAACUCGACGUGUCAGUUCCCAUACUUGUGGCUAUAUAAUGCUAGAGAUACUGCGUUUCGAUAAACGUUCGAUUCUAUGGCACAGUGUCCCUGUGGUGUGGCAUUAAUUACGCAUGUAUGAGUAGUAAAAAGAGCCAAAAGCCAUCUUUUCCAAAUAAUCACAAUAACCUUUAUUUAUAAAUAUAAUAUGGUAUAAUGUAUGCUGGAAAAACAAUGAACAACAAAUGAGUUCAAGGGCUGUUGUAUUGGUUUUUAAUUAAUAAUUGCGAUAUACCAGGAACCAUUUGUUACUUUACUGUUUGUUUAUUAUGGUUUUCUUAGUCUCGCAGGCAAUAUAGCUAUACUGCUUGUAUUUAUAUAUACAUAUAAAUAUAUAUCAAAUGGAGAGUGCAUUCAUCCAUACAGAAUCUCUUAUCACGAUGCAGUCCUGACCAGGAAGCCCAGGGCAGAAUGCGGGGGCCUUCUGGGUGGGUGGUGUGACAUGUCUUGUGUAAACAUCUCGCAUAAUGAUCUUAAGCUGACGUGCAAGGCCAGAGCCAUCUGAGAAUAACAGCAUGAUUCAUUUCUUCAUUCACGCAACCCUUUAUUUGAAGGAGCUGUCCGCUCAGAGGCAGCAAGGCAACUCAGUAUAGUGAGCAUGCGAUUUACAAUUGAAACAGUGGGAGACAAUGUUGAUUGUACCAGUGCAAAAUUGCACCUAGAUCUAGUACUUAGAUUAUUUUUCACAUUACAGAUUGUAGCUGGAAUAAUGUGUAUGAAAAUUGUGUUUGAGAGUUUAUAUUCUAAAUCUCCUGCACAAAAAGGGGCAAAACAUAGUUAUCUGAAAUAUUAUUAGAUUAUAAUUGUGCAAUACAGUAAUUAACAGCGGAAUUCCAUACCCCUUGGUGCAGAAACACCAUAACUGAUACUCUUUGCAGGUGCAGGACAUCAUUUGAUAAAAAUCCAUGUUUCGUCUGAAUUUCGAUAUAGUUACAUUAUUAGUGCUUAAGAUGUGUGGCUGUUUUAUAAUGUUUUCUGGAAAUGAGCAUGGAAAAACUCCUGUCACAUGUUUAGCAUGGAGAAUUGCACAUCGCCUCAUGUUUUCAAAGCUGGAACAUUUAAGCUAAGGUAAUUUAGUGCUGUUAUUCUGUUUGUGGAGGAUUGCGUUAGUUUAAUUUUUGCAGCACAUUUGCAUGAGACUGGAAGCAUUUCAGAAAGUCUGUAUAUUGUACAGUAAUGGUGUCACCAAAAAGUCAGUCAUUAAAUCUCCACAUUGUAUCGUAUCAUAAAUAUUAAUAUCCAAAAUGUUAUAUUAGUAUGUUUAUUUUUUUAUUUUGCUGUAAAUUUCAUAUACCUUAUAUGUCAAAUACCAGAUUGUGUGCAUGUUAAUAUGAUGAUAUACAAAUAUAUAUUUAUGGAAAUGAUACUUUUUCACAUAUUUGUUGUUCAACUGCAGAACAGAUGUUUGCAGAUGUUUGGCAGUUAUUCAUGUUUUGUUGCAUUAUUUGUUUAUAAAGGUGUGUUACUGGUAUCACCUUUCAAGUACACCGUGACAGUCUUCUUUGCCUCAGAUUCCACAUUUGUGUAUUUUAUUCACCUCUAGAUGCCAAAGAAAUCUAUGCAAUAGUUUCAGUUCUCACCAAUGCCAUAAUGUAGUGUUACACUUUAGACCUUUCAGGUGCCUGGAUUCCUCUUGUGUGGAGGCCGUGACAGACCAAGGAAAUUCUGUUAAAGACUUUCAGUUAAGCCGCACUGGAUUUGAAGAUAGAUCCGAAAUACAUUCGAGUCUUACAGCUCUGAGCACUAUUCUGUUUCCACUGUUUAAAGGCUAUAAGACGUAAUGUGUAUGAUUCAUUUUUAAUUUAUAAUAUAUUUUCAUUCUGACUAUUUAUUUGGGCUUAUAAUUUGCUGUGAUUUUCUGGGGUGAAAGUUCUGCCUUAAGACAAAAUUGCUAAUAAACUGUAACUUGAAAAUA